This is a messenger RNA of Epithele typhae, 1206 nucleotides long. RefSeq lists its product as uncharacterized. The transcript is spliced from 3 exons. The record is from RefSeq and is a predicted model, not a curated record. The coding region runs from base 1 to 1206 and encodes 401 amino acids. Lineage: Eukaryota; Fungi; Basidiomycota; Agaricomycetes; Polyporales; Epitheliaceae.
AUGGCGUCCGGUGCGAAUAUCACCUUCAUCGACGACUCCGACUCCAUUGUUCAAUACGAGGCGGGUUGGAACUGGGAGCCGAAUGUGUCGGAGGUGGAUGGAACCCGUCACCGGGCGGUGAUAGGUGGUCUGUGGGCGACGCUUUCAUUUGCCGGUUCUGGUGUGCAGGUCUUCGGGACCGUCGGGGCGUCGAGCAGCUACGGCCGGCCGACGACGGAGUACCUCAUCGACAACAAGAGCCUCGCCACGUACACCGCUCCGAUCACGAACACAAUGCGGUACAACGUCUCGUUCUUCGAUAUCCAGGGCCUCCCCUACGGCACACACAUGCUCAACAUCACGAACCUCAACGGCACCGCGCCCAACACCUUCUGGCUCGACUUCUUCUUCGUCAACAAGACCGUCACCGCAAGCGACAGCACUGCGUCCGUCUCCUCGAGCACGAGUUCCGGUCCGGCGACGGGCCCGACCGCGGGCGUCGCCGGGAACACGUCCGCUUCCGGCGGGCACAAGAACAUCGGCGCGAUCGUGGGUGGCGUCGUCGGUGGCAUCGCCUUCCUCGCGCUCCUCGCGCUCGUCCUCUACUGCGUGCGGAAACAGCGUCGUCGAAACACCGUGCAGCCCUACGCCGGACCUCCACCCGACAACCUCGACGGCGACGGCCACCUGAGCCCGGCCAAGUCCCCCUCGCCCUCCUUCGCGCCGGGCACGGCGCUCCCCUCGCUCGCACCCUCGUCCGUCGCGCCCGCCUCCUCCGUGACCCCCAGCAUGCCCUCGCCCUUGCUCUCCCCGAACCGGUACACGUCUACCGCGCCCUCCUCACCGCAGCCGGCCACCCCGUCCGACAUCGUCUCCCUCUCCCCGCAGAUCGCGAGCGCGAGCGUGGGCGUGGCGGGCGCGGAGCCGCUGCCGGUGCCGCACACCGAGGUCUCGCGCGCGCCGUGGUACGCGCCCGCGGCGGAGGUCGACCGCGCGGAGGUCCUCCUCCACGCGUUCUCCGUCCUGCACGACCCAGACGAUUCCGACGACGACCGCGGCGACCGCGCGCAGUACGGCGCGGCGAGCGUGAAGGGCUCCGGGGCGAGCGCGCGGACGGCGACGACGCGUAUGACUCAGACGACGAUAGCGUCGCCGCUGCGCGAUGAGGAUUCGGGGUUGCGGAUGUACAGCGAGCCGGCGCUGCCGCCCGCGUACACGCCGGACUGA